Molecule: messenger RNA, 1765 nt
Organism: Pyrus x bretschneideri (Chinese white pear)
Lineage: Eukaryota; Viridiplantae; Streptophyta; Magnoliopsida; Rosales; Rosaceae
Exons: 4
Coding region: 238-1635 (465 amino acids)
Source: RefSeq, a predicted model, not a curated record
GUGUAAUGCAUUCUAUAAAGGGUAGUUGGGUUGGGCAGACAUUCGCCCUAGCUAAAAAUAAUGAGUCUGAAGGAAGGAGGUCCAGAAUUCGGCGUUCAAAGGAAGAGAGGAAGGCAAUGGUUGAAUCCUUUAUAAAAAAGUAAUAACAUCAUUGUUUCAUUGUUUAUAUUUUCUACUGUUGUAACUUAUGAGAAGAAGAAAAGAGAAAUCACUAAUCUUCUAAACAAUGUAGUUCUGAUGAAAUCUACUAGGAUUACGGGCACUAGUCUUCUCCUUACUCUUUACUCAGGGUAUCAGAAAAUAAACAAUGGGAGUUUUCCAUCACUUAAUCUGACCCACAAAGAAGUUGGUGGGUCUUUCUACACUGUACGAGAAAUUGUUCGAGAUAUAAUUCAGGAAAAUAGAGUGCUUGGUCCUGCUAAGUUUACUGUAGAGGAGCAGCAGACCAUUGAUCAGUUCUGGGAACACAAUCCAUUGGGUACCAUUGCUGCAGAACCACAAAAUUCUUUGUCAAUAUCAUCAAAUGAAUUGCUGUUCGUCGCCAAUCAAAAUCAGGGUGCAAUUGAACAACUUGUUUUCUCUUCCGAUGGGCAUUUAGUUGCACCUGAACGUCACUUGUUUGAGAAUGGACGAAUCAUCAAUAGUACUCAAAUAGAAGUGAAUGACAAAGAAUUUAAUGAACCCAAAAGUACAGAGUUACAAGCAAAUGGACCUGUGGAAAUAGAGAAGCAUGUUGCUGUUGAAUCUAUAGAUUCGAAUGGGCAUUGUAUUGGGCCUGAAUAUCAGAGUUUUGGCAAUGGACUAAUCAAUGGUAGCCAGAUGGAUAGGAAAGAUAAAGAAAGGGAGGAACGAACAUGUACAGAACCACAGACAGUUGAAACUUUGGAAGCAGAGAAGAAUGCUGAAGAUGUUCGGGCAACAUCCAAGUCUAAUGUGAAUCCUUUAACAGCAGAUGUGAUAGUGGAGACAUUCCCAUUGAAGCCGGUAAAUGCGACACCGGCUUUGGAUGGAAGGUUACAAGAAGUAACGGAUUUGACUAAGUCUUCUGAGGACAAGGGAACUAGAGGGUUGGAGUUAGCUGGUGUUGAUAGUUCGCAAGUGGAUAGAUUAUAUUCCAUGAAGAGCAUGGAUGACAAUGUAGCGAUGAAUCUUUCAAGUCCAUUGGUUGAAAACAAAUCCAGCCCAGUGGAUGAAGCACUAGGAAAUGCCAUAGAUCCAUCAGUUGAAAGCUCAAAUUACUCAACCUUUAACGAAGGUAUUGUGCAUGAAACAGGAAGCACAGACCUUAAUGUCAAAUCACCUCAUAAAGAUGUUCCAACCUCUGAGAUCUCCGACCAAAACCAGCUAACUGCAGGAACUAAGGCUGACAAAGCUCCAGAUAGCUUACAUACAAAGAUUUCCAACGGUACCAGUUGUAGUAGCGAGCAGUCGAAAACCAAAGAGGUGGUUGUGAUUGAAGAUGAAGUUGAUGUCCAGACCAGCGGUAGCUUGAAGAAAGGAAGCAAACCAACUUUGGACAGAAUUAAUCUUGAAUCAUGGGAAGGUGAAUCCAAAAAGACCAGACCAGAAGGUAACCCACUUUGGGAUGUAUUUAAAGCGUUUUUGGAUGCCUUUGUGAAAUUCUGGACUGAAUGAACUUAAGAGUAUAGUCUCAAACCUUGCUAUUGCUGAGUGAGCAUAGAGUUCUGUACCUGUACCCUGUCAGAGUCAUUUGUGAUUUCACUUGGGUGAUCCUUAUUUAAUUGUGUGGUCUUUCACUAGAUUA